Punctularia strigosozonata HHB-11173 SS5 is the source of this 762-nucleotide messenger RNA. RefSeq lists its product as uncharacterized. Lineage: Eukaryota; Fungi; Basidiomycota; Agaricomycetes; Corticiales; Punctulariaceae. The record is from RefSeq and is a predicted model, not a curated record. The transcript has a single exon. The coding region runs from base 1 to 762 and encodes 253 amino acids.
AUGGCCAACAACAAGGUACCUCUGACCCGGGAAGUCCUGCUCGUGGUCCUGUCCGACCUCGCCGCCCGUCUGCUCGUCAUGUUCGGGCGAACCGUUACCCUCGCCGUACACGGUGGUUGUGUGAUGGUCCUCCACCCCUACCUGCAAGGUACCCGUCGGUCGACGCAGGACGUCGACUACAUCCACCGCACCUUCGCCAGCGAGUGGGCACACUUGCCCGACGCCACACAGCGCCUCAAGCUGUGCAUCGCGGCCACUGCGCAAAGCUAUAACCUCGGGCCGGAUUGGAUGAAUUCUGAUCCCGAUGUCGCGUUACCGGUUCAGGUCGAGUACGUCUGCGAUCUCGUCACCCGACGACGACUGCUGACCGAGAGCGUUAUCCGUGCUGCGAACCGUAGCAUGUAUGGUCGGCCAUGCGAAACUGUCGGUUACCACACGAAAGCGCCCGGGAUGAAAGAGACGAUGACCGUGUUCGCGGCCCCUGGGCUCCGUCUCAUCGCCGUCCCUUGGCUCUGGGCCAUCGCGCUCAAACUCGUGCGCUAUCAAAAAAACGACCCGGCUGACAUUGCCGCCAUAUUGCGCAUGGCGAAGGUGCGGCUCCCGCACCUCCAAGUCACGCCCCAGCUCCUGCAAUCCUACCUCCUGCGAUAUUGCCAACCCAUGUACCAGCCGUAUAUGCACAUGCCGUCGCAUAUGCAGGCAUGGGCCGCGCGUAUAGAGGACGCGCUCGGGCGCGCUGCGCGGCCGCAGAUCUACUGGUGA